UUGCAGUAUGGAACACUCGACGAAGUACAAGGUGCGCUAGAUACCGAUGACGAUGUGUUCAGUCCAUGGUACUUUGAAGACAAGUUGAUGUCAAACGCCAUUAAAGCUGGUAAUACUGGCAGAAUGAAGAAGGUUCUAAGAAAGGCUUUGGGGGGCGAAGAUAUCAACCUUGUCGUGCUGGGAGGGUCAAAUAGUGCAGGAGGUUAUUUAGGAGGGGAUGAGAAGAGUUUAGAUGGAUUAUACUUCAGAGUCUUUAUCGAUUGGUGGAAUAGUUACAUUGGUGGUAUAACAAAGGCCCUUAUGAAAGAAAUUCAACUGGCUAUUGGGGCAAGUGGAAGUUACUUUUAUUCUUAUUGCUACCAAACGUUCCUUGCAGCGCGCGAAAAGAUUGAUAUUGUCCUGAUAGAAGUCUCUGUCAAUGACUUUCAACUGGCUAUUGGGGCAAGUGGAAGUUACUUUUAUUCUUAUUGCUACCAAACGUUCCUUGCAGCGCGCGAAAAGAUUGAUAUUGUCCUGAUAGAAGUCUCUGUCAAUGACCACAACAACAUUGUGCCACUGGAGCAAUUAACUCGACAAGUCCUGACGCAUCCGUCGAUGCCAGCGGUACUGUUUAUUAACCUUGUACGUUAUAAGGGUAGUGUAUGUGAAAAUCUCGAAUGUUUUGGUCAAACUAAGCUCGCAGGCUAUUACAAUAUUACUUCACUGAGUUUAAGAGAAUUGCUUUGCCGUAAAGAAAAGGGAGAAUGGAGAGCUGUGAUUAAGAACACGACUGGCACAGAUGGCAAACAUAUGAACAUUAAGGCGCACGCGCUUGUGGUGACGAUGAUGAUUAAGCAUGUAAGAAGCGUUAUCAAGGAAGUAAUAAGCGAUAUUAACAAAGGCAUUGGUCAAGUGCUGGAAACCAAAGACACCAAGUUACCGAAAAUUCUGUUUAUCAAAAGCGAAUCAGAAGUUUUGAGACAACCACUGUGUUGGACAGGAAAAACGCCAGAUGCGUCUAAACCGAUUCACCACCCUAGUCUAAAAUUUAAAAUUGUAGAUAACGUAGGCUUUUCGAUGUGUUUAAAACUAAAAAGCAAGGACAAACCGCUUCGUCCAGAUGCCUUUGGCGGUUGGUGUGGGGAGAAAAUGUUUAGUUACCUUAAACUAAGUGUCUUCGUUCCAGAUCUGAAAGUUAAAGAUCUUCCGAUCCGUUCGCGGUCCGUGACAGUUAUGGUCAUGAACAAUAAACGAUGUAAUGCUACCAUUUGGCUUGAUAACGAUAAUAAUACAGCUGUUUAUUUUUCUGAAACCUACGGAUUUGAUCAGUUUGAUACCGUUUCGACAAGAGUAAAGCCAGGAUAUCAUAAUCUCACGUUUAGGAAUAUGUGUGAGGGGAUGUUUAUGGUCAGCGGCAUUUUCGUUGGACCUCCUGAUUUCCACUUGAGAUUCCCAUAG
Molecule: messenger RNA, 1437 nt
Organism: Porites evermanni
Lineage: Eukaryota; Metazoa; Cnidaria; Anthozoa; Scleractinia; Poritidae
Source: the annotation of a GenBank genome assembly